This is a messenger RNA of Dermatophagoides pteronyssinus (European house dust mite), 531 nucleotides long. RefSeq lists its product as uncharacterized. The record is from RefSeq and is a predicted model, not a curated record. Lineage: Eukaryota; Metazoa; Arthropoda; Arachnida; Sarcoptiformes; Pyroglyphidae.
AUAUAAAGAGAUGUAAACAAAUUGAUCAAAACAUGUGUCAAAAAUAUAUUGACGAAAAGAAAGUACUCUUCAAGAAUAAUGGCUGGUAACGAACAACAAGGACGACAAGAAGAAAUAGAUCGUCAAAUAGCUGCUGCUUUAGAUUAUGAACAACAAAGAUAUGAAAAUAAUCAUGGACAUUGUGGUCGUCAUCAAGCUCAUGGUCAUCAUUUGAAUCAUUUGAAUUUUCAGGGUCAUCAUGAACACCAUGGUCAUCACGGACAUCAUGGUCAUCACGGUCAUCUCGGACAUCAUUUUGGUCAUCAUGGGCAUCAUUUUGGUCAUCAUGGACAUCAUGGACAUCAUUUUGGUCAUCAUGGUUGUCGCAAUGAUAGCUUACAUCAUUAAUUCGAUUCCUUUUCUUAAUUUCUUAUCAGUGAUCUUGUCAUACCGCACAAGCAAUGCAAAUUCAAACGAAGAAAUGUUGCGAACAGAGAUUUGUUUUGUCAUUUUUUUUUGCAAAUUUGAAUAAAAAAUGUUAAGAAAGGAAAA